Molecule: messenger RNA, 4070 nt
Organism: Ilex paraguariensis (yerba mate)
Lineage: Eukaryota; Viridiplantae; Streptophyta; Magnoliopsida; Aquifoliales; Aquifoliaceae
Source: the annotation of a GenBank genome assembly
AUGCAGAGCAUCCUUGUGACAAAAACCCUAGCUUACUCUUCUCAAACACCACUUCCGUCUUCAUCUGCGCCUCCGCCUCCGCCUCCUCCUCCACCACAAACCCUAGCUUCUGACGAUCCGAACCCGAAUACUGUACCCGAACCCCAAAUACAAAACUCGAAUCAACCUCCCCGGGAUCAUAGCAAUGGCGGUGUUUACGUCACCCAGACUAGCGCAGAAAAGGAUAAUUCCGGCGUCGAAGAGGGCACAACGAGUAGCCGACGGCGGCGGCGCAGCCGGUGGGACCCUCUCCCGGACUCUGAGGCGGAGAAUGGCGACACGAAUAAUGGGCCGAAGAAGCGUAAGUCCCGAUGGGCAGACGAUGAGCCCCAACCAGCCUUUCAGCUGCCAGAUUUUAUGAAAGACUUCAUUGGUAUGGACAUUGACCCCGAAAUUCAAGCUUUGAAUGCUAGACUUCUUGAAAUUAGUCGUAUGUUGCAAUCGAACUUGCCUUUAGAUGAUCGUCCCGAGGGCGCUAGAUCGCCAUCACCCGAACCUAUAUAUGAUAACUUGGGAAUUCGAGUGAACACUAGAGAGUAUAGAGCCAGAGAACGACUUAAUAGAGAAAGACAGGAGAUAAUUUCGCAGAUAAUUAAACGAAAUCCGGCAUUUAAGCCACCCGCGGAUUAUAGGCCACCAAAGCUUCAAAAGAAGUUAUAUAUACCAAUGAAAGAAUACCCAGGUUACAAUUUUAUUGGAUUGAUAAUUGGGCCGAGGGGGAACACGCAAAAGAGGAUGGAAAAGGAAACGGGUGCCAAGAUUGUGAUUCGGGGUAAGGGGUCAAUUAAAGAAGGUAGGAUAGGGCAGAAAAAGGAUUUGAAGUUUGAUCCGGGAGAAAAUGAGGAUUUGCAUGUGUUGGUGGAAGCAGAGACGCAGGAGGCGCUUGAUGCUGCUGCAGGGAUGGUGGAGAAGCUUUUGCAGCCGGUGGAUGAAGGGUUGAAUGAGCACAAGAGGCAGCAGCUCAGGGAAUUGGCUGCUCUGAAUGGGACAAUAAAGGAGGAUGAGUAUUGUAGGUUGUGUGGUGAGCAAGGGCAUCGGCAGUUUGCAUGUCCUGCUCGGAUGUCAACAUUCAAGAGUGAUGUGCUGUGUAAGAUUUGUGGAGACGGUGGGCAUCCGACAAUUGAUUGUCCUCUAAAAGGGACAGCAGGUAAAAAAAUGGAUGACGAGUAUCAAAAUUUCUUAGCAGAAUUAGGUGGCACCAUUCCAGAAUCUGUUACUAAGCAAAGUACGGCAUUGCCUAUUAUGGGUUCAAAUAUUUCAGGAAGUAAUCCCCCUUGGGCAUGUGGUAACAGUAAUGGGAGUUCGUUGCAUCCUGGACUUGGGAGCACUGUAGCUAAGAUUGGAAAAGAAAUUGAUGAUACAAAUCUGUAUAUUGGAUACCUGCCACCAACUUUCGAUGAUGAUGCUCUGAUACAAUUGUUUUCUCCUUUUGGUGAUAUAGUAAUGGCUAAGGUUAUCAAGGAUAGAGUGACUGGAUUGAGUAAAGGUUAUGGUUUUGUUAAGUAUUCUGAUGUUUCUCAGGCCAAUCAGGCCAUUGCUAGCAUGAACGGUCAUCAUUUGGAGGGGAGAAUGAUAGCAGCACGAGUGGCUGGUAAGCCCCCCCAACCAGCUGUAAACCCUGUAGCUCCUGCUCCAACAGUGCCCAGCUAUCCUGGUCACAAUCAAAAAGUUAAUGGAUACCCAUCAGGUCAAAAUGGACCAGGUGGCCCUUUUGGAAGUGCACCACCUGCAAGUUACAUGGGUCCUUCUGUUCGAUGGGGACCACCUGCUCCUCCUCCAUAUGCUUCUUAUGCCCCUCCUCCUCCUCCUCCUCCUGGGUCAAAUAUGUACACCCUUGUCCAAGGUCAGCCUAUGCCCCAUUAUGGUGUACCAUAUCCCCCACUGGCACAAACAGCUGCCUCUGGUGCCCUACAGCUGAACAUGCCUUCUGGUGAAGCCCAGCAAAGCUACCCCCCUGGAGUGCAAACUCAGAAUAACACAUCUGCACUAUCUGCAGCUUCUGAUAUUUAUGGAAGCACAACAACUGCAAUGCCACCAUAUUUGCACACUGCAUAUCCCCCAGCUUCGCUGGGUUAUCCUUCUUAUUAUGCUGCAGCUCCUCCACCCCCGGCUGUAUCUUAUUCAAUGGUGGACCAACAGAGUUUUGCAAGUGCACCAUGGGCUUCAAACCAACCAGGGCCUCCUGCAGACCAAAGUCAGCAGAAUAGUUCUGGUGCAGAUUCCGAUUAUGAAAAGUUCAUGGUAGAAAUGAAAUAAAACGAAUUUUGUCUUGAAAGUAAGUAUGCAACUCCUCCCCCCCCAAAAAAAAAAAAUAAAAUAAAAUAAAAAUAAAAAAAUAAAAAAUUGGUGCCCUUUGAUUUGGUUGAAUGCAAUUUAUAGUUAUUUGUUGUGGUCUAAGUUUUUAAACAUAUGUCCUUUUUUCGGUAUAGGAAAAAUCAUUAAUUGUAUAUUUGUGACUUCACCCAACCUGGCUAGGAAGAUCUGCUGUAGAUGUAUCCAAUGAAUGAGUCAUUUAUCCCCCGAGCAUUUUGUGCCGAUCUUCCUGUGGGGCAUUAAAUUAAAUGAUAGGCAAACGAACCUUCAUAUCUGUGAUUUGGAAAAUGAGUGCUAACAUAUGGAAAGGAAGGAUAUAACUUACCAGAAUUUUUUUUUCAAUAUUGUGAAUGAUUCUUAUGUUACAUUGUUUAAAAUGCCUGUUCAUUUGUUAUUGUGAUCAAUAGCAAUCAUGUUUACUUCUCGCAUGCUGAUGUUGUUGUAAACUAGUGUUUGGUUGAUCAAAACAGACCGCUGGUCGCCUUGGCAGAGUUGAUAUCUCGACAACAAAAUGUUGCUAUAAAUUUUGUAUUCCAACUUUUUCAGAUUUAAAUAAAAUGGCUUAGGUUUACAAUAGUUUCAAUAUCAUCGUUCCAUCCUUCACUCAUUUUGUUUGAUGUUUUCUUUUUGGGUGUGUGUGUGUUUGGGCAAGUUGGAUUAAAAAUAUCUAUUCUUUUUCCUUUCGAGUGUCUUACGUAAAAUAGCCUCUGAAUUGCUAGAGGUAAAGAUGCAAGUACAAUUAUGCAGGGAGCUGCAAAAGCUGCAUGGAUGUAUACAUAUAUAUGUCAGUGUUACCAGUCAUUUCCACUUACUAUGCAACCUACAUUAUUCUUAUCUAUACAGUUUGUUAACUUUUUUGUUCAUGGUCAUACUCUUUGGCAGGCAUGAUGUUUCUUGGAGCUCUUAUCCGCAUUUUUUUCUUACUCUUACUAAGGGUUCAACUUCUUGGAAGUUUCAGACUCACCCCUUUACUCUUGCUGUGCUGUUAUUACAAUUGCAGAGACAUCUUAGCCAAAUUCAGUUUGUUGUUCCCUGCAAUGGGAAUUUUUUAAUGGUGAUUAUGCUACUGUUUACUUCAACUGCAUAUGGACUUCAUUUCGUGAUUUCCCUUUGAGAGUAUCUUGAUACUUAUAAUUUUCUUCCAUUGUUUAAACUUUCUUGAUUAACUUGUUAGUUGUUGCUAAUUGUUUUGUGCUAUUAUGUUUAUUUCAUACAAUUUGUCGUGACAGUUAUGUAUUUUUUUCUUACUUUGCUUAAUUUGUAUUUUCUUUUCAAUUUAACUCUGCACGCUUUGUGAGGCAUUGAUAUACAUUGAAAUUUAUCUUUCUGGAGCCUGGCUGAUGUGAGCUCCAUGCAUCUGGAGAUUGGAAGGUGGCAUGCAUUAAUUAAUGAAGCAUGGGUAUGUGCAAGUUGUUUAUGCUCACAGCUUUAAUUUUCGUGUAUCUUGAUUCUUUCAAUUCCAUAUGUUAGCCUAAGGUGCAUUUUCAGCUUUUGUUUGCAGGUCAGUGGACACAUCACAUACUGUUGACCCUUGGCCCUUCUGUUAACAGACGUUGGCUGUCUAAUUUUUAUCUGUUGUUGUUUUACUGUUUCUUUCAACUUCUUAUGAUUAUUUUCUCGCAAGAGUGGUCAAUUUUGCCUACUUUUUUGGUCCUGUUGUGGAGACUUUGUGCUUAUGCCAUAUAGAUUUUUUUUUUCUUUUGUAUUUUUUUUUUUUU